CUCCAGACCGUGCUCGGUCUCGUCGCUGAGCCUGAUGGCUGCUGUGGUGGAUGGAGUAUCUGCCGCGCCCAUCUCAGGAAGCUGUAACUCGGUGAACACCGUUUGUUCGGAUAGUGACCACCCGGUCAGUCUCAGCUCCUCCGCUUCCUCGGCAUCGCUCCAGGAUGGCCACAGCUCAUUUGGCAGCAACGGGACCCUGGUACCCACCACCAGCGCCCUCAGUUACCCCCCUCCGCUCGGCUGUGACAUCAGCUUGGACCUGACCCCGGUCAGCCAUACCAAGGCUCCCUUGGGAGAGGGCAACACCAGGCGUGGGAAUCUGACCAUGGAUGUUCCCCGUGGUGUCCCAUGGUCCCCUCCUCCCAUUCCCCAAACCAAGGAGCCCCUGGCAAAGCUCUCACACGUGGACAGGGUGAUGAAGGAGAUCAUCGAAACCGAACGGGCGUUUGUUCGGGAUUUGAAGAGCAUUGUGGAGGAUUAUCUGGGCUGUAUCAUCGAUUCGGAAGAGCUCCCUCUACAACCCGAUGAAGUGAACACCUUAUUCUGCAACAUCGAAGACAUCUACCAGUUUAACAGAUGCUGCCAAACUCGCUGAAUUUCUUAUGCCUUGUGUUGGAAUUAAAUUUUUAGAAUGUAU
Chiloscyllium plagiosum (whitespotted bambooshark) is the source of this 637-nucleotide messenger RNA. NCBI's taxonomy places the organism in Eukaryota, Metazoa, Chordata, Chondrichthyes, Orectolobiformes, Hemiscylliidae. The record is from RefSeq and is a predicted model, not a curated record.